AUGAAGGCAAUCGAGGAAUUUCCACAGACAACCUCGAAGAAAGUGGUGCUUCAAGUUUUGGGACAAAGCAGAUUCUACCGGAAAUGUGUUCCAAACUUCAGCAGCAUCGUGGCAUCGUUAAUAGAUUUGCUGGAGAAGAACACAAAAUUUCGGGCGGCGCGCUCAAGCUCAAAGGAGUCUCCGACCUGGGCGUCAAAAGGUGAGACCGCGGGCGGAGGGAGCGGCAGGGCGGCCCGGGGCCCAACUCCAUCCCGGGGCUCGGGGCCCAACUCCAUCCCGGGGCCCGAGGCCCAACUCCGUCCCGGGGCUCGGGGCCCAACUCCGUCCCGGGGCCCGAGGCCCAACUCCGUCCCGGGGCCCAACUCCGUCCCGGGGCCCGGGGCCCAACUCCGUCCCGGGGCCCGGGGCCCAACUCCGUCCCGGGGCCCGGGGCCCAGCGCCAUCCCGGGGCUCGGGGCCCAGCGCCAGCCUCCCGGGAAUUUCACAGGAAAGGCCUCGGUCUCGAAGAAAUUGCUCAGCCCCAGGACCUGCCCUUCCAUCAUCAGCCGGAAGAAAAAGAAGAGUAAAGAAAGUAAAAAAAUGCUGCAACAGAUCAUCUCAAAUCAGAAACAGCACAUGGUGAGAGAGGAGGCAGGAGAACAUAAGCGAGUGGCUGUGGACAAAAGAACUCCAGCGCAGAAGGCGUUUGAUAAGAUGCAGGAGAAGCGGCAAAUUGAAAGGAUUCUGAAGAAAGCAUCAAAAACUCACAAACAGAGUGUGGAGGAGUUUAACCGACAUCUGGAUACGCUCACAGAACAUUAUGAUAUUCCCAAAGUCAGCUGGACGAAAUGAGAUGAAGAAAGCUUUUGGGCAUCUUUUUAUUGGGAUUUCUGUUUGUUUUCUGAACUCAUUUAUCUGCAGUAAAUUAAAAUGGAUUUGCUGUCUGUAUCAGUUGGUCUGUGAGGAAGAGACCUGAGCCGUUGCAGAUUAAUCUCUCAUUAGACAGUUUAACAGUUAGUAAAUAUAAUGUUUCUGUUGACCUGAUUCUUGUGGUUACAUAUUCUCUAACUUUAGAACAGUUUGCAAUGCUGUGAAAAAAACAAUAGCUGAUCAUGUGACUUUGAGUGGGGAGUCAACUAUUCUGUGGCAGAAUUGCUUUAUUUCUCUCUAAUUUUUGUAUGUCUUCCUGCAGUAAUGUAUCACAACAUUCAGAUCUAAAGCUAACCAGCUUGCUGAUCCUUGCAUAAAUGCUGGGUAUAGUUUUUUUUGUUUUAAACACAUAAUCCCUUCCAAACAUAGCCAACAUUGAAUUAGUUUUGAAUUUGUUUUUGAGUAUGACUGAAAGGAAACUCAUGGGCAGAGGGAGGGAAGUGGUGAUAGUUGAAUUUCUGGGAUGCCACAGAAAUUUUAUAAAGGAGCUGAUUGAUGUACCUUCUAUUGUUGGGAGUCUGACCAAAGUUGAUGCCAUUCUAUAACAUCAUUGGACUGUCAGCUGUACCUUAUAGAUAUGUGAAGGAAUGUAAUUCAAUCAGUUGAGCUCUUGCCCUGUGGCUGAGCCAGAUUCAUUGGUUGCUGUUCAUUAGGGUGCCUUCCUCCUGAUGUUCAAAAUCUGGCCAAAUAAAACUCUUAACAUUCA
Chiloscyllium plagiosum (whitespotted bambooshark) is the source of this 1615-nucleotide messenger RNA. NCBI's taxonomy places the organism in Eukaryota, Metazoa, Chordata, Chondrichthyes, Orectolobiformes, Hemiscylliidae. The record is from RefSeq and is a predicted model, not a curated record.